Messenger RNA from Malania oleifera, 2917 nucleotides. RefSeq names its product calcium-dependent protein kinase 1-like. Gene Ontology annotation, biological process: intracellular signal transduction; protein autophosphorylation; peptidyl-serine phosphorylation. The transcript is spliced from 7 exons. Gene Ontology annotation, cellular component: nucleus; cytoplasm. The record is from RefSeq and is a predicted model, not a curated record. Gene Ontology annotation, molecular function: calcium/calmodulin-dependent protein kinase activity; calmodulin binding; ATP binding. Bases 921 to 2642 code for a protein of 573 amino acids. NCBI's taxonomy places the organism in Eukaryota, Viridiplantae, Streptophyta, Magnoliopsida, Santalales, Ximeniaceae.
AGGGCACAACGGGAAAUGCAAAGCUCCCUUCAUGAACAGGGUCGAAGGGAAAUCCUCAAAUCCUGCGAUUUGGGCAUCCGACCGCACGCGUUUUCAUAAAUGGACCGAAACACGAAAACCCGCUUUUCAUUGGAGUCGGUUGAAACAAGGGCUAAACCCAAAGACCACCCUCCUCCUCCUUUCUUCUCGCAAUCCAAUCAUCUCUGACCUUCUCCGGCAAUUCCUAUGUUCGUCGCUUCAAGUCCUCUUAAUUCCACUCAGUCUCGCCUUCUUCAAUUUCAUGUCUUUAUAUUUUCAUUCAAUUUCUGGGGGAGGAUCUAGUAUUCUUGAAGUUCACGUAGAAAGAGUGCAAUCUAACAGUCUUUCAGCAUUGACGCUUUCUCUGUAAUUGUUUUUAUUAUUGUUAUUAUUUAGAUAUAUUCGGGACAGCCUGUUUCUUGUUUAGGCCGUUGUGCUGAUAGUAGGUUGGGUCAUCAAAGAGGUUUUGACCUUCUGGGGUUUUUCUGAACUGGGGUUUGAUUUUUCUGGUCUGGGUUCUUCUUCUGGGCGAUUAUUUCUCAUGGGUAGACUAUGCUGUUCAUUUUAAGAUCUUGGAUAAUCGCUGAGCAGAUUAGUUGACCUUCAGAGAUGUUCUUUAUUGAAAGAUUUUCAGAAACUUUGCUCGGUAUGACUUGAAUUAUUCGUUCUGUUUUGGCAUCAAUUACAGCCCAUUUUUAAGCUUUUUGGAGUUUUUGUUCUCUGCGUUUGAAACAAGUUUGGAUAAAAAAAUUAAGAAGUUUGACUUGUGCCCAGAAUAGAGUUCGUGGUCUGAGCAUCAGAUCUUGCUGGUUCUGUCAAUUCCAUCAACAGAUUGCAGUAGAUAUUUGAUGUUAACUUUAACAGGAGAGGGAGUAUUUAGAAGGGAUUGAGCGGUGAAUCAGAUGGGGAAUACUUGUGCAGGACCAAGCAUUUCUAAGAAUGGUUUCUUCCAAUCUGUGUCUGCUGCAAUGUGGCGAUCCCGAUCGCCGGACCCCUCGGUUUCAUUUGCUAAUGGAGAAAGCGUCACUGAGGCACAGAUGAAUGGUAAAGAAGCUGAAUCGCAUUUACCAGUCCAAGAUAAACCUCCAGAACAACUCACGAUUCCAAAAACAGAAAUUAAAACGGAAGAAGGGGUGAAACCCAAAAAACCCGAUCAUUUAAAGAGGGUGUCCAGUGCAGGGCUUCGGACAGAUUCGGUGUUGCAAACUGAAACAGGCAGUAUCAAGGAAUUAUUCAAUUUUGGGAAGAAACUAGGACAGGGACAGUUUGGGACAACGUUUCUUUGCGUUGAGAAAGCCACAGGGAAAGAGUAUGCUUGCAAAUCUAUAGCAAAGAGGAAGUUGAUUACAGAUGAGGAUGUAGAGGAUGUGAGAAGGGAAAUUCAGAUAAUGCACCACUUGGCAGGGCACCCAAAUGUUAUAUCCAUCAAAGGGGCUUAUGAGGAUGCCAUUGCAGUUCAUGUUGUGAUGGAGUUGUGUGCUGGAGGUGAGCUCUUCGAUCGGAUUGUUCAACGCGGCCACUAUACUGAGAGAAAGGCGGCUGAGCUGACUAGGACUAUAGUUGGGGUUGUGGAAGCUUGUCAUUCUCUCGAGGUCAUGCAUCGGGACCUUAAGCCCGAGAAUUUUCUUUUUAUCAGCCAGGAGGAGGAUUCACCCCUCAAAACAAUUGACUUUGGAUUAUCUGUUUUCUUCAAACCAGGUGAAAAAUUCUCUGAUGUGGUUGGCAGCCCGUAUUAUGUUGCACCCGAAGUUCUGCGAAAAAGAUAUGGUCCUGAAGUAGAUGUCUGGAGUGCUGGGGUGAUCCUUUACAUCCUCUUAAGUGGAGUGCCUCCUUUUUGGGCUGAAACUGAGCAAGGGAUUUUUGAAGAAGUGCUGCGUGGUGAUCUUGAUUUCUCAUCACACCCAUGGCCUAGUAUCUCAGAAAGUGCAAAAGAUUUAGUGAGAGGAAUGCUUGCUCGAGACCCCAGAAAGCGGCUAUCUGCACAUCAAGUCUUGUGCCAUCCUUGGGUUCAGGUUGAUGGUGUCGCUCCAGACAAACCUCUUGAUUCUGCAGUUCUAAGUCGCAUGAAGCAAUUUUCUGCCAUGAACAAGCUUAAGAAAAUGGCUCUGAGAGUCAUUGCAGAGAGCCUAUCUGAGGAAGAAAUAGCUGGCCUAAAAGAAAUUUUCAAGAUGAUUGACACAGACAACAGUGGCCAAAUCACUUUUGAAGAACUAAAAGCUGGGUUGAAAAGCUUUGGUGCUAAUCUUAAGGAGUCUGAAAUUUAUGAUCUCAUGCACGCUGCGGAUAUUGAUAACAGUGGAACGAUCGAUUAUGGGGAGUUCAUAGCUGCAACGCUACAUUUAAACAAAAUUGAGAGACAGGACCAUCUAUUUGCGGCUUUCUCCUACUUCGAUAAGGAUGGAAGUGGCUAUAUCACACCAGAUGAGCUCCAGCAAGCCUGUGAGGAGUUUGGCCUCGAGGAUGUCCGCAUUGAGGAAAUGAUCCAAGAAGUUGAUCAGGACAAUGAUGGACGCAUCGACUACAAUGAGUUUGUCGCCAUGAUGCAGAAAGGAAAUGCUGGUGUUGGUAAGAAAGGUCUGCAGAACAGUUUCCGCAUCGGGUUUCUGGAGGCUGUAAAACUUUAACAGCAUGCGCAAUGGCGAAGCUGUUGUUAUGCAUCAUUUCUUUCUUCUUUUGUUAUGAUUUUAAAUUUUUUAUUUUUUUGGGGUUCUGAGUCCAGGCUAACUGUAUAGUAAGGAAGGAGUGCGAGUGCUCAUCUGAGCCAUCUAUUGGCAUUUUCAGUUUAUGCUUAAUUAAGUAUAGUUCACUCUCUGAUCUUAUUUUUAGUCAUCUCUGUAUUUUAGACUGGAUCUCUGGAAUUCCAUAAACGUUAAAUCAGUAAUUUUGCAUGUCCAAGAAA